Messenger RNA from Exophiala xenobiotica, 1343 nucleotides. RefSeq lists its product as uncharacterized. Lineage: Eukaryota; Fungi; Ascomycota; Eurotiomycetes; Chaetothyriales; Herpotrichiellaceae. The transcript has a single exon. Gene Ontology annotation, molecular function: serine-type peptidase activity. The coding region runs from base 1 to 1296 and encodes 431 amino acids. The record is from RefSeq and is a predicted model, not a curated record. Gene Ontology annotation, biological process: proteolysis.
AUGAAGUGCGCAAGUGCACUCGUUCUCUUUUUCUUGGGCCUGAGCAGCCCUCAGAAAGCAAAUUCAGUCCUCACAGAACCGCCUUAUACUUUCAUUCGUGAUGAUAGCUUCAACUAUGAGCUUCUCGUACAGUUCGGUACAGUACGCUACCAGGGAGCCUCAGUGGCCGAUUUGUUCUCGGCUGCGCAGGCGAUCAAACCCAAGAAUACGUCCAGCUACAAUACAACGUUCUACCAACUGGCACAGCAAAGUGAAAAGCGUGCCGAGGCAACCAAUGAUCCGUCUGUCGCACAGGACAGCUACUUCUUUGCUUCAGGAUAUUAUCGCGAAGCGGACUUCUACCUCCAUGACAACUGGAGUGACCCUCUCAUCAACUGUUACUGGGAAAGGCAAACAACGCUCUUCGACAAAGCCAUCGCCUCUUUGCCAGUUCCGGGCGAGAGGGUUGUCAUCCCGGCUGACGGUUUUGAGACGAUUGGUAUAUUCUACAAGCCCGACAACUAUUCCAUAAAACGCCCGACCGUCCUCAUUGGCAAUGGAUACGAUCAGGCGCAGGAGCACUCGCUGCAUGCAAACGGAUUUGCCUUCUUGGAGAAAGGUUGGAAUGUCCUGACAUAUGAAGGCCCAGGUCAACCAACAGUUCGUAGGCAACAGAACUUGGGCUUUAUCUACGAUUGGGAAAAGGUGGUCACCCCGGCCGUUGACUACCUUGCGAACAGGUCUGAUGUAGACAUGUCACGGCUUGUCCUGCAGGGAAUCUCCAUGGGAGGAUACCUCGCAGCUCGGGCUGCAGCGUUCGAACCUCGAGUCAGGGCGCUGAUCCUCAAUGAGGGUGUGUUCAGUGUGUACGAAGGUUUCACCCAAGGGUUCCCCUCUAGCCUCCUCGAACUCUUGGCUGCUGGCAACACGACAGCUUUCGACAAGGUGGUGGAAGAUGCGAUUCUCUUCAAUGACUCUGCGUCGACUGCAAGCCGAUGGGGCAUCGCUCAAGGACUCUGGUCUUUCAACACGCACUCGCCGUCCGAGUGGAUCGAAAAGUCGAAAAACAUGACCUUGGCCAAUAUCGCCCAACUGAUCCAAGUUCCAGUCUGGGUUUCCAAUCCGGUUAAUGAUACCACAUUCCCAGGACAGGCGGUGAAAGCGGCUAAAGCGAUCGGCGCCAAGGCGACGAUACACAACUUUACAGGAGCAGCAAGUCUACACUGCUCGGCUGGAGCAUACGAAGAAGCAAAUUGGGCGAUCCUUAGCUGGCUCGAUGGUGUUUUUGGCAGCAACCACUCCUCCACCCGUGGUUAAUGACCCAAGGUUGAGGUGAUAGUCCCGGCAGUUAAAUUGGUCACCGG